Molecule: messenger RNA, 1500 nt
Organism: Acanthocheilonema viteae
Lineage: Eukaryota; Metazoa; Nematoda; Chromadorea; Rhabditida; Onchocercidae
Source: the annotation of a GenBank genome assembly
AUGAAUAUACAAACAUCAUUGAGAUCAGCAUUAAGACAAUCGGAAAGUUUUCGAGCUUUACGAGGCUUCUUUUUGAUGAUGACAAAGUAUGGCAAAAUUGUUUACAUAUCCGAUAAUGCAAGCGACUAUCUUGGUCAUUCAGUGGCAGAAAUAAUGUGCCAAGGUGAUUCGGUAUACGACAUAGUCGAUCAUCAUGAUCAUGGACGUAUACAAGUAGAACUCAUGUCUGGUCCAUCAUCAGUUUCAGAUCAAAAUUUUUCUUCCAAUGAAAGAGUUUUCAUUUGUCGGAUGAAUCUAUCACGUACCACAAAACGACAACUUCAAUAUCAUAAGUACAUCCUAAUGGAAGGUCGUUAUCUUCAUGCUAGUGAUUAUUACAACACACAUCAAUCAUUGCCGGCUUCCUUAUUCCAUACUCAACCGUUGUUUGCCGUUUACUGUGAAAUGCUUAUCAAUCCGGAAAAUGUUGAGAUGCUAUCUGCCGGAAAUACAUCAAUCUUCAGCACCGUACAUUCAAUGGACUUAAAAUUUGUGCAUAUCGAUCAUAUGACUGUACACUAUUUGGGCUAUAAAAAUGAAGAAUUAAUUGGCAAAUCGUGGUAUCAAUUUUUGCAUCCCGAUCAUUUAUUUGAAGUUGCUUAUAAACAUCGUAUUUUAAGUCAGCGCAAAGAUGGUGCCUUAAUGUGUUUAUUACGAUUACAAGCAAAAAAUGGUCUAUGGCUUUGGUUACAUACUGUAUUUACCGUAAAGAAUGAUUUAUGCCAACAAUCAGAAUUUGGAAAAAGAAUGCGACAUCUCAUUUAUAUUACUUACCAAGUUUUAAAUGAAAUAGAAGCACUUUCAUUGCAAGGUAAUUUAUGGAUUUAUGGAAUCCGGAAUGAAUUAAUGAUAGCAUCUUUCGAUCGUGUCAUCAAUGUUCAUGAAAAUAAUUUCAUCAAAGAGAUGCAAAUAUCAAAGCAAUAUGUUCCACCAACACUCGCCUCAUUGUUGACAGUCAAAAAAGAGCCAUCGCCUGGUGAUAACAAUGAAUUAAAUCACUUUGGAGAAAAUUUCAAAGAAUUGAAUAAAAAUGAAUCAAACAUUACUGAUUUGGAUUUUGGUAAUGAUGAUGAGAGUAGUGAGUUAGAAGCUUUACCAGAACUAUGCUUGGAGCGAAAUAAUAUCAAAGGACCGUUACCCGAUCUUAGCGGUGAUCUGGAUAAAUUUUUUGAGGAAAUGGAACAUAGCAAAAUGCAAUCAAUUCAUCAUCCAAUAAUGAUCAAUUUACCGGAAAAUGUAAAAUGUAUUAGCGAUCAAUUAUCACCUACAUUACCAUUCGAUACCUCUUCUUUAAGAUCAUGCAAUCGUAAAAUGCCUACAAUAGCAAAACUUCUACAAGGACAUUUUGAUGAUGAUGAUAGCUAUGAAAGUAUCCGUAAACGAACACGAACGGAUGUACCCAUCAUUCCGUGUUCGAACGUACAACUGAUAGAUAACUUGGAUGUGCAGCUAAUUAUGUAA